Messenger RNA from Funneliformis geosporum, 561 nucleotides. The record is from the annotation of a GenBank genome assembly. NCBI's taxonomy places the organism in Eukaryota, Fungi, Glomeromycota, Glomeromycetes, Glomerales, Glomeraceae.
AUGGAAUAUGCUGACGGUGGUGCGCUUAAGAACUAUUUGAAGGAUAAUUUCGAUAAGCUUGCUUGGGGAGAUAAAUAUAACUUGGCAUUUCAGUUGUCUUGUGCUGUAUCGUGUUUACAUAACGAAGGAAUUGUACAUCGUGAUUUGCAUUCCGGCAAUAUAUUAAUUCAUCAAGGUGUCAUAAAACUAGCCGACUUUGGAUUAUCGAAAAGGAUAGAAGCAACAACUAAUCAAUCAAAAACUUUUGGAGUAAUUCCUUAUGUUGACCCAAAAAUUUUUAGCAGACGAAGAAAUGACAAUACAUCACCACAAUUCAAACUAAACGAAAAAAGCGACGUUUACAGUGUUGGUGUACUCAUGUGGGAGAUAUCAAGCGGUCGACCUCCUUUUUAUAUUAAGGAUGAAGAAUACGACAUAAGUUUAGCUAUCGAAAUUUUGGGGUGCUGGGAUAAUGAGCCAGAUAAUCGUCCAUCAAUAAAUCAAGUAUUUGAUAAAUUAAAUGUGAAGAUGAACAUAACAGAAAACAAUCAAAUGAAUAAUUACGAAUCAAAUGUUUCUAAC